Molecule: messenger RNA, 1602 nt
Organism: Vitis vinifera (wine grape)
Lineage: Eukaryota; Viridiplantae; Streptophyta; Magnoliopsida; Vitales; Vitaceae
Product: homocysteine S-methyltransferase 2
Exons: 7
Coding region: 378-1415 (345 amino acids)
Biological process (GO): S-methylmethionine cycle
Molecular function (GO): S-adenosylmethionine-homocysteine S-methyltransferase activity; zinc ion binding
Source: RefSeq, a predicted model, not a curated record
GCUUUGUAAGAAAACCAUUAAGCCUACUCACUUGAGCUUGUAUUGCUUCACCAAUCUGGGAAAAGUAAUCAAGAUGUUUAUAUGCUUGCAAAUCUCAGAUUGGAUUCCAAAUUUCCCAUGCCAAAAGGAAUCCUUAUCCCCAUGAAUCAUGAUAAUUUUAAUGGUGUGGGUUUAUUGGUAAUUUUUGAAAAGUGUAGGGGUCAAAUUGAGAAAAGUUUCUUUAUAAAACGCAAAGGAUCUAGACACACAGCAUCGACAUCGACAUUUCAUGGUAUGUGGCUGUUGGGGUCCGGGGCUGAGCUAACCGCCAUAAAUAACUAACGAGCCGGUGUCGCCGGAACUCAGUUUCUCAACUCGGUCUUGACUUGGUGUCUCCCAUGGGCCACGUCGACCUCCAACCCUCCUCUUUCAUUUCCGAUUUCCUCCUCCAAACCGGCGGUGUCGCCGUCAUAGAUGGCGGUCUCGCGACGGAGCUCGAGCGCCAUGGCGCCGACCUAAAUGACCCUCUCUGGAGCGCCAAAUGCCUCCUCAGUUCUCCUCACCUCAUUCGCACGGUACACCUUGAUUACCUUGAAGCUGGUGCAGAUAUUAUAAUCACAGCUUCUUACCAGGCUACUAUUCAGGGGUUUGAAGCUAGAGGCUUCUCUAGAGGAGAAAGUGAAGCCUUGCUUAGAAAAAGUGUGGAGAUCGCCUGUGAGGCUCGGAAAAUGUAUUAUGACAGAUGUAUUGAAUUUGCUUGUGAUGAUAGUGAAGAUGGAAGGAUUCUUAAACACCGUCCCAUUUUAGUUGCAGCAUCUGUGGGGAGUUAUGGAGCUUAUUUAGCUGAUGGGUCUGAGUACAGUGGUAUUUAUGGUGAUGAAAUAACUGUGGAAACCUUGAAAGAUUUUCAUCGGAGAAGGGUUCAGAUCCUAGCAGAUGCAGGUGCUGACCUAAUUGCAUUCGAAACAGUUCCUAAUAAGCUUGAAGCUCAGGCUUAUGCUGAGCUUCUUGAGGAAGAAAAUAUUAAGAUUCCAGCAUGGUUUUCUUUCAACUCCAAGGAUGGUGUCCAUGUGGUCAGUGGUGAUUCUUUGCUUGAAUGUGUCUCAAUUGCUGAAUCAUGCAAGAAAGUUGUUUCUGUUGGGAUCAACUGCACACCUCCUAGAUUUAUUCAUGGACUGAUUUUGUCUAUUAAAAAGGUGACUACUAAGCCAAUACUUAUAUAUCCGAACAGUGGUGAGAGCUAUGAUCCUGAACAGAAAGAGUGGGUGCAAAAAACAGGAGUUUCAGUUGAAGACUUCGUAUCAUAUGUUAACAAAUGGUGUGAGGUAGGGGCUUCCCUUGUGGGAGGUUGCUGCAGGACUACGCCAAACACCAUCAGAGCCAUAUACCGGACCCUAUCUAAUAAUAGAUCUGCUACUGCAUCUCUUAAGUCUUGAGAAACCACACUGACUUCAUCAGAUGAGAGAUAAGAUUAUGUAUCCAAACCAGAUGCAGAGGAGGCUUGCAUAAGUGGGAUUUUUCUUUAAGGGUGUAAUGGGGAGAAGAGACGCCAACAAAAUUGUAUGCAUGAGUUCUGGAAUUCUAGAUUAAAUUUUGGGUUUAAUGUUUUUUAAAAAUGCUUUC